CGAUAGCAUGAUGACAUCUAAGCACUUUCUUAUGUGUGUUAUAUUAGAGGUGGGAUUCUUCUUCCAAGUCGAAUGCGUGCCAAUGGAGUGUUAUAAGUGUCAAAGUGUAGAAGAUCAGACACUUUGUAAUACAGUUAUUCAAUGCCAAACGGGACAGUCUUGCUACGUGAAAACGAUUCAGUCUUCACCUACAGUUUUGUUCGAGAUGGGAUGCGAAAACAAUCAGCGUUGUAGCACGGGUUCCCCGGCAUCGUCGAUCGUCGGUAAACGCCAGACAGCUGCCUCAUAUUCCUGCCAUGAAUGUUGUUCAGCAAGCGACCUUUGUAACGACGGACUGUGUGCCCACAGGAAACGUGCAUGCGUAGAUUCUGAAACUAUUGACUGCGCCCUAAUGCAUUCAGUUUUCAACGUUUGUGCUGAUAUCGAUCAUGCGAAAACCUUCUGUCCAAAGUUUUGUGGGCUCUGUGAACAUGGUCAGACCACUACGACACCGACUUCAACUAAGCCGACUCCAACUACGCCGACUCCGACUACGCCGACUCCAACUACGCCGACUCCGACUACGUCGAAUCCAACUGCGCCGACUCCAACUACGCCAACCAUAACUUCAGUGCCCCUGCGUGUGAUUGUGUGUGAGAAUAAUAAUGGUCAAUUGCAUUGUCCAGCGGACAAGAAAAUACAAAUAAUCUAUGUCAACUAUGGACGAACACAAGAUGCAUCAGUAUGCCCAUAUUUUGAUCCCUUAGCAACCAUUAACCAUAAUUGCUCGGAUAAAGGGGCCUUCGACAUCAUUAACGGCGCUUGCAACGAUAGACAGCAAUGCAGCUUGAGCACCUUCUGGUUUGGGGAUCCUUGUCCUCAUACGUACAAGUACCUCGAGGUCGAAUUCAUUUGUGUUGGUCCCUGAAUUACUGAACUACGGAGCAACAUCGACAUAGCAAAAGUCAGAUACUGUUUUGCUAUGAGUGGUUUUAUUUCAAUAAUUAUUCCAUUGGUGUAGGUAACGAAUUGCGAUGUUACUUAAAGAGUUGAAUAAAUAUUGUAUCAGUGUA
Messenger RNA from Mya arenaria, 1052 nucleotides. Its product is annotated as threonine-rich protein-like. The record is from RefSeq and is a predicted model, not a curated record. Bases 8 to 907 code for a protein of 299 amino acids. Gene Ontology annotation, molecular function: carbohydrate binding. NCBI's taxonomy places the organism in Eukaryota, Metazoa, Mollusca, Bivalvia, Myida, Myidae. The transcript is spliced from 8 exons.